Phytophthora nicotianae INRA-310 is the source of this 1615-nucleotide messenger RNA. RefSeq lists its product as hypothetical. NCBI's taxonomy places the organism in Eukaryota, Oomycota, Peronosporomycetes, Peronosporales, Peronosporaceae. The transcript has a single exon. The record is from RefSeq and is a predicted model, not a curated record. Bases 225 to 572 code for a protein of 115 amino acids.
GACUGGACGAUUCAAGUGCGGCAUGGGCCAAUCGAAAGCGGCGAUUACCCAAAGGCACGCGCCAAUUGCGCACAUUGGCCAGCGGGGUGCCGUGGAGCGCGGCAAGACACGCUUCGGCUCAAGCGACCACGUGAGCCUGCGGCACGCUUCCUUUGGUCAGAGAGCAGACAUGCUCAAGUGGAUCUUGCGCUCUGCUCAGCGAUACACUGUAUCCGCCGUCGGCAAUGAUCAUGAUCUGGCGCCAAGCAGAGGAUCGUCAUCCAAAUAUAGUGUGUGGCGCACAUAACUCAACUUCAACUUGCUGUUUGGUCAAACAGACUCAUUUCCGAUUCGACCCCGCGGACCACAAGCAGAGUAGUGGUGAGUGCUCCGACGGUCGGCGCCAGAACGGCGAGCAAGUACGUAACUGUACACACUUGGGAUGCAUGACGUUAUUGGCACAGGCAAUGCACGUUUCACGAGGUGGUGGCUCGCUCAAUGAAAUUUAUCGCUGUGCUGGAGUUGCUGGCUUCUGUUGUACGAAAUGUGUGAACCUAUUGCUUUAUUAUCGCGAUGGAAGCCACAGCAAAUGAUUCAAGCGUAGCUCCCAAUUUAUUUUUAUGUAAUUGGGAUUCGUAAACUCGGUGCUGGAGUGAAAUGCCCGGUGAAUUGAUCCAAUCAAUCCGUAAUCAGCAGCGUAUUUACUGCUAGAGCAAGAACGCUGGUCUACGUUCAUCCUUGUGGCUGGAUCGAAAGCUCGCUGUUUGCUACGGAUGGGCGUAGCAUAGCACGAAAAAUGGCGGAAAUUGUAUGGGAAUGAUUUCGAGCAGACUUCGUCAGGUGUUUGUCGUACAAGAUCGUACUAGACGCGAGGAUACAUGGUUGGAAUACGCUGUCAUUAUCUAUAGAAGCGUUCAAUCAGCUUAUGUAUCAUAUUUGCUCUCCUUAUGGCUUUAAUCUUGAUCAUCUAAAUGGAGAAUAUCGGUCUUGAUGAUCAAUUCUGGCAGCGGUAUCUCCAGAUAUUCCACUGUGUGGAUACGGCAUUUCUUUAGGAGACCGUGGUCUUCAAGACAUUUCACUGAGUUUUUCAUAGCCAACGGGGUCGCAUGCAGCAGCUUCUUGCGGCAAGCCUCAUACACUGCCUGGUACGGGGCGAGCUUCGUGUCUUUGAGCUUCCGGCCACGGCUUUUGGAUGAAUCGGAAUCUGCGAGCUGUUGACGCGCGAGUUCUUGCAGCGUGGCCACAUCAGUUGGCGUCAGACUUUGGAGAAUAAACUUGACUCCAUUGCUGGUAGCAUCCGUCGACUUCGUCUGUCUCGACAGCCUCAACUCAAUCUCGUUCGUGUACGGCAGGUAUGUGUCAAGAUUCUGGCUAAGCCACUCGAACCGAAGCGAGUCUUCCUCUUUCCAAAUAGACGGACCAUUAAUGUGAUCCAUCGAAGCAAUGAGACCAAUAAAUGGAGCCUUCGCAAGCCAACUCAAGCACGUCUGAGCUUCUGGAUUUCGAAGCGCCAGGCCAUCGAUGGAGUGCACCAGAAGAUAAACUGGAGGGACAUGACGUGACGGCUUAGCCUUGGCAAUGUCCCGGCACUAUAUAAACACACAAUUGUAAAAUACUUAGCCACGCUCUAAUGCGG